This is a messenger RNA of Tarenaya hassleriana, 1433 nucleotides long. RefSeq names its product dolichyl-phosphate beta-glucosyltransferase. NCBI's taxonomy places the organism in Eukaryota, Viridiplantae, Streptophyta, Magnoliopsida, Brassicales, Cleomaceae. The coding region runs from base 185 to 1192 and encodes 335 amino acids. The transcript has 10 exons. Gene Ontology annotation, cellular component: endoplasmic reticulum membrane. The record is from RefSeq and is a predicted model, not a curated record.
UCUUCGACCUUGGAGGCAUUGUGAAUUUAUAUCUCUCCUUGGAAAAGAAAACAAUUAGGGUUUGAAACAGCGACAAUUGCAGAUCCUUAGCUUCCUUUGCUUAUUCUUCACGGUUAACUUCGAUUUCUCUUCAGCUCUCUCUCCCCUUCGAAGCGGAAGCGGAUCCAAAAUCCUGGAAGCGAAAAUGGAGUUCUUGUCGACUGUCGCGGAGCUCGGGCUCUCGUUCGCUUUGCUCAUCUUGUUGGGAUUUCUCUCCGCCAUCGUCUUCGAAGCCUGGAGAAGAAGAGACAGUAACGUUAACGCCGAAACCCCGGUCGCAUUCGAGGAUCCAAAGUCGUUGAAACAGGUUCCUUGCCCUCAUAUUUCUGAUCCCGCCGAAAAGUAUUUGUCCUUGAUAGUUCCCGCAUUUAAUGAAGAGCAAAGACUUCCUGCAGCUCUUGAAGAAACAAUGAAUUACCUGCAAGAUCGUGCCGCAAGGGACAAGAGUUUUUCUUAUGAGGUGUUGAUUGUUGAUGAUGGAAGUGUUGACGGAACAAAAAGAGUAGCUUUUGAUUUUGUGAGGAAGCACUCAGUUGACAAUAUAAGGGUUAUACCCCUUGGAAAAAAUCAAGGAAAAGGAGAAGCUAUAAGAAAAGGAAUGCUGCAUUCGCGUGGUGAAUUACUUCUGAUGCUGGAUGCUGAUGGAGCUACCAAAAUAACAGACCUUGAAAAACUUGAAAACCAGAUCCAUGCAGUAGCCAGAAAAGAAAAUUCCGUGGGAGACUCAGCCUCCAAGGAUAUCGAUUUUAGGAUAAGUGAUAUCCCAGUGUCUGCAUUUGGCUCUCGUGCUCAUCUUGAGGAGAAAGCUCUCGCCACAAGGAAAUGGUACCGGAACUUUUUGAUGAAGGGUUUCCAUCUUGUGGUUCUGUUGGCUGCUGGUCCUGGAAUUCGGGAUACACAGUGCGGUUUCAAGAUGUUUACUAGGGCUGCUGCCAGGAAACUUUUCACAAACAUUCGUCUCAAAAGGUGGUGUUUUGAUGUUGAGCUGGUGUUCUUGUGCAAGCGUUUCAACAUCUCAGUGAUCGAGGUCUCUGUAAACUGGUCUGAAAUUCCCGGGUCGAAAGUGAAUCUGUUGAGCAUUCCCAACAUGCUGUGGGAGCUCGGAUUGAUGUCCGCAGGAUACAGAACCGGCAUAUGGAAGAUCCAUGCCUGAGACACCAUACUAUGUUUAGACAGCUCAUAUCCCAAAGUAGAGCCAACCGUGUUGUUGUUGGGGGGAGAAUAAUAAAACAGAUGAAAUGUCAGAUGCUGGGUUUUAGCAGUCAUAGGUUAUAUUAGAUACGUAUCUUGUUUGGAUUUCCUGAUGAUUUUAUUGGUUAGAAGCUGCUGAUGAUGUCUUUCUCAAGCGUUUAUCAGUUCGGGUUGGGAUAUUUGACAUGGCUUUUACAAGUACA